This is a messenger RNA of Vairimorpha ceranae, 531 nucleotides long. RefSeq lists its product as hypothetical. Bases 1 to 531 code for a protein of 176 amino acids. NCBI's taxonomy places the organism in Eukaryota, Fungi, Microsporidia, Nosematidae. The record is from RefSeq and is a predicted model, not a curated record. The transcript has a single exon.
AUGUCUAUUAAAAAACAUAAAGAAAUUAAAUGUCUAAUAAAUAAAAUAAUAAAAGAUCAUUUACAAUAUUCAUGUGCUGUAAAUACACUGGUAAAAUAUACCAGUAAAUUAGAUAAAAAUAUUAUAAAAGAAAUGUCUCUUAGAAUAACACUAAUAAAUAAUAUAAAGGAUAACAGGUCAUAUGAUACAUUUGUAUAUCUAAAAGAGAAUGAACAGGUAGAUGAUGAAUUACUAGUAAAGAUAGCUAAACUUUCAUUUAUAGAUCUUAUAUUAAAUAAUAAGUCAAAUGAGGCUAUCACAUUUGCAGAGAAAUAUUUUGAUAAUUUAUCUGAUAAAUCUUUAAUAUCACUCAUUGGGUACACUCCUGAAGAUAAUAAACAUUUAAACAUUCUAAGUCUAGGAAUUGACAGAGUAGAAAUAAUGAGUCUUAUAAAUUCUCUUUUGUUUAAAAAAUCUACUGGUAAAUCAGAGUCAUUACUUCACAGUACACUGUCUUAUUAUGAGACAUUAAGAAAUAACAAAGAAAUGUAA